This is a messenger RNA of Schistosoma bovis, 426 nucleotides long. NCBI's taxonomy places the organism in Eukaryota, Metazoa, Platyhelminthes, Trematoda, Strigeidida, Schistosomatidae. The record is from the annotation of a GenBank genome assembly.
ACUUAACACAGUCGACAAACAGAUGGCGCGGUAUUUGACACAAACGGUGCUUGGUAAACAUCGAUCACGGCAUAUGAUUAAAUUGCUGCCGAAUAAAUGAGCAUCAAAUCAUGCCUACGUUGAGUAAGCAGAUAGCUCUACAAGAAACUGUCCAAAACGAAUUGAAACAAACUGUUCCCUCACAGCCUAUAUACGAACGUUUCGGCGGCAAUAUCUUUUUUCCUGUUUCUCGUACAAAUGCUUUAAUCCAGUGUGAAGAAAAACUUGUAAGGCUGCGUAAAAAUUCAUCUGAGUUAAAGACGGAUAAGGACUAAUGUAUGAUCAUUAUUAUUUAUCAGUCUUCUGAAAGAAUAAUAACACAAGAGCAUGUUACUUUUCUAAUUAUGAAAACGAAGCUUUAUAAUUAAAUGAAUCAUUUGUAUGUUC